This is a messenger RNA of Brassica rapa (field mustard), 2241 nucleotides long. RefSeq names its product protein POLLENLESS 3-LIKE 1. Gene Ontology annotation, molecular function: protein binding. The record is from RefSeq and is a predicted model, not a curated record. Lineage: Eukaryota; Viridiplantae; Streptophyta; Magnoliopsida; Brassicales; Brassicaceae.
UGUAAAAAGUAUCCGAAUGAAUUUUGUAAGAUGGUACAAAACAUAUCCGAACUUGAAGUGUUAUUAACCAAAUCUAAACGGAUAACCCGAAAAACUGAAAAAACGAAAAAAAUCCAAAAAAAUAUCUGAAGAAACCGAUAUGAAUAUCCAAAAUAAUAUACAAUAUAAUUAUAUGAAACAUGAAUAUAUACUUCAAAUAUUCAGUUUUAUAUUUAUUUAGAUAUAGUAUCUAACAAUAAGUAUUUAAAAUUUAAAUAACUACUUUAAAUACUUAAUUAUAUAUAAAUAAGUAUAUUUCUUAUGUUUUGCUUUUAAAUUUUAGAUUUUAUUUCGGGUAUAUCCGAACUAAUCCGAUAUAACCCGAAUCUGAAUGAUAUAUGAUUAAUUUAUGGGUUUUAUGAUGUGAUACAAAACUGACCCGAAUCCGAAUCCGAAUCCGAAUCUCAUAUGUUAUAUCCGAAUCCGACCCACACCCGAACCUAAAUUAACCGUUGCAGUUCAAAUUUUGAUUAAAAAGUGAGAAUUACAAAUUUGAUACCGUCUCAGAACUUAUCUGUAUUUAGGUAUUAGUCCUAAACCUAUAUAUUUAUCUUAAUUGUUUACCAUUUUAUAUUGAUUGGUAACGUAAAGUCCAACGCUUUAUAUACUCUCUUCUCUUGUUCGGAAUAAAUUCAAAAGGUUCCGCAAAGAUUCUUGAUUUUCUCGAGAAAUUUAAAGAGGAAUAUCUCUCCAUGUGGCGUCGCGAGGAUCGUCGUGCUCCAGGUGGAGGUUACUGGACACCACCAGCGACGUGGAACAUGAAGAAAAGAGUUUACACGGAGAUGCCGAUGUCGGAGAGGAAAAGAACAUGUUCGAACGAGAAGCAAGAGCCGUUUCAUAUGGUCCACAAAGUUCCUUCUGGUGAUUCCCCUUAUGGUAGAGCCAAACAUGCCCAGUUGAUUAGUAAAGACCCGGAACGAGCUAUCUCCUUGUUUUGGGCUGCGAUAAACGCUGGUGAUCGAGUUGAUAGCGCAUUGAAGGACAUGGCUGUUGUUAUGAAACAGCUAGAUCGGUCUGAUGAAGGAAUCGAAGCUAUAAGAUCUUUUCGUUAUCUCUGCCCUUUUGAAUCCCAAGGUUCCAUUGAUAACUUGCUACUUGAACUCUACAAGAAGUCAGGGAGGAUCCAAGAGGAAGCUGAGCUGCUUGAACACAAACUCAAAACACUUGAACACGACACGCGUCACCGUGGUAUACUCACAAUCGCGAAAAGAAGCCAUGGGAAACAGAUCAGCUUGACCAUCGAGCAAGAGAAAGCACGGAUUCUAGGGAACUUAGCUUGGGUUCACUUACAGCUUCAUAACUAUGGAACCGCAGAGCAACAUUACAGGAAUGCUCUGACGUUGGAGCCUGAUAAUAACAAGCUGUGUAACCUUGCGAUCUGCUUGAUGCGUAUGGAUAGAAUCCAGGAAGCUAAAUCUCUACUUGAGGAUGUAAGGCUGACUCUAGGGAACACUCAAUGGACCGAUGAACCGUUUUACAAGUCCUUUGAACGGGCUACAGAGAUGUUAGCAGAAAGAGAACGGGUCAGUGUAGCGGUAGCGGAUCAUCCAGGAGAGAUUAUGAUAAGUAGCUCUUCAGAUAACUUCUCUUCGAACUGUUCUUUUGGGAGUUGGGUAAAGGAAACGGAAGCUCUAGCUGAACAAGGGAUCAUGUACUCCUUUGAUUCGGUUGAGUCGCCAGUUCUGAUUACACAACCCCGUGAGUGUAACUGGGUGGAUGAGGAAGUAGAUCAUCGAGUAGGGCAAGUGACGAUUGGUGCUGCUAGAAGACUAAGGUUUGGGAACACUUACGAGAAGGAGAAGAAGAAGAAGAGUGUGGAAUCAGCAGAGUCAAAUACUUGGACAAGCAAAGUAAGGAAGAUGUGUGCAGAUUCAGAGAAAGGAUAUCAAAGGAACGCUUCAAGAUCAUCUCAUUAGUCAAAGAACUGUUUAGGCUUUAACAAUAGAGUACUAAAUGAUUGUUUAGAUUUAGAAAAGUGUAGGAUAUGAAAUUAUAAAGCGAAGAUAUGACACAAAAGCUUGAAAGAACAAAAGCAAUAUUUUUUUUGAACUGACAAAAACAAUAAAGCAAUACACGCAUAAGUUUUUUAACAUCCCAAAAUGAACUUGUGUUUCAAGAACAAAGCACACAUAAACUGAACCAAAGAAAUAAUAGAUUGAAGGGAAGAAGGAAGCAACUGCAGCUUACACAGCUUAUGAAUCC